Diaporthe amygdali is the source of this 1749-nucleotide messenger RNA. RefSeq lists its product as uncharacterized. Lineage: Eukaryota; Fungi; Ascomycota; Sordariomycetes; Diaporthales; Diaporthaceae. Bases 1 to 1749 code for a protein of 582 amino acids. The record is from RefSeq and is a predicted model, not a curated record. The transcript has a single exon.
AUGACAUCGAUUUCGGAUCUGCCGCCUGAGCUGCUCUCUCGCAUCUGCGAGUUCAUUCCCAGCCAGCCGAGCCUUGCGAAGCUGGUGCGAUGCUCGCACCAGCUUUACGGUGUAGCAGCACCGCAUCUCUAUCGCUCGAUCGAGCUAUCGCGGAACCCUUGGAAGGACGAGUUACGCCACCUGGAAAUCAUCACAGCUCUUCUCGUGCGGCAGCCUGAGCUGGGCAGGAGUGUUCAGCAUUUGGGAAUCCAUGAGAACAGCAGAAGCUCUAUGCAUGUGCCUAGUGCUGCGCUGGCCCCCGAGAUUGAAGAUGUUGCCCGUCAACUUUCUCAGCAAGUGGGCCUGGCUUCUGUCGAAUCCCCCGACGGCCCAGACCGUGAUUGCGAACCUAGCCCUACUGAGUCGGAUGAGCAGGUUUUUGAGAUUGGGUCGGAAUUCGAGGAGGAGUUCCUUGAGGUAGGCUCGGACGCCGACUACAGUGACUGGAGCACGACUGAGGGCAGCGAAGAGGAGGACGAAAACUCAGAGAUCGACAUUCCCACGAAUGUUGAUGGUGCUUUGAGACUCGCUCGGUCGUCACGAUCAUUCCGCGAGGCACUAACUCUAGCAAUCCUUGUCCGCAGUCUUCCUAGGCUGGCAAGCAUUGAUCUAGAACUACUGGAGCCGUUUCAACUACGCUUUAUACACUACUUUAUCCAAACAACUGUCGGUUCAAGUAUGUUGCGUCAUGUCACAUCAGCAUGCUAUGGCUCCUCGAGGCCAGAAAGACAUCUCGAGCUCUGGCGUAAUCUUUUCACGCUACCUGAACUGGAAUCAGUUUACCUGCAUCGUGUCCUUGCUAUGCGGAACAGAGAGACACUGAAACCGGCCACCGAGUUACAAGCUCACAGUCUGAACAUCACCCAUCUAGAGCUGCGCCAAUGCAGGAUUUCGCCUUUUGAGCUACGGCGUAUUUUGGCAGCGCCUAAAGCACUGAAAACUUUCAUAUACGACAUCGGAGAAAUCAUCUCCGAAUCAGAACCUAUCUUCCUCAUCAGCUAUCGAUCAGUACGGGAAGCACUGGAACAGCAGAGGGACAGCUUGGAGCAGAUUUGGAUCGAUUAUCCCCACGAUUAUGAGUUUGAUGAGUGGGGUGCUGGCAACUACACGCGUCCCAUGGGCAGUCUCUCAGGAUUCAAGAAUCUGAGACGUUUUCGCAUUGCCAGCACUUAUCUUUUCGGCUUUGUUUCCGACACAGACCCUGAUCGGCUGAGGGACUCGCUCCCUGAGCAACUCGAGAUGUUACACCUCACACACGGAGACGAGGAUGAAGAAAUAACGGUUGGCUUGCGCAAAUUGCUCGAGGCCAAACAGCAAGGACGGUUCGCAGAUCUGAAAGAACUUAGCGUCGAUGUCUCUAUACCAUGGCUGAUCCGGUACGGAAAUGCACCGCAUGCUGACCAGUCCCGGUACAACAAGGAAGUAAUGGUGUCGUUGAUCUCAAUGGCCGAAGGCGCCGGCAUCAAAAUGUCCAUCUUCAACAACGCUAGCCAGUCCCGUACGAAAGAUCUACUUCGCCGAAUACAGGCUGCCAGGGUCGGCUGGACGGGUCCAGCGCGCGGGGAGGCCAAAUGGGGUUUCGACGGCGAGUUCGAUUGGCCUAGACGGAUGAGCGGCUGCAUGCAGAAGCCGGACUACCCAGAGCUCAAGAUUGACCAGUCUGGUGCCAUACAGGCGAUACAGGUCCAGAGGCGAGAUAGCACCCCUUGA